AAGGAAGGAGGCAUUCCACUUUUCCCUUAUGGAGCAAGCCUUCUCACACAUGUAGCGGGAUUUGCAGCUGUCUGUGCCACCAUGUCUUUUAUUAAAGCCAUUUUUAAGUUGCUCGUGUUGGCCUCCGUCGGCGUCCUGGUUGUGUUGGUGCUUCAGAACUGGAUGGCCACAAAGGACUAUGUUUUUAAUAGAGACGAUAUUGCCAAGUUGGUCAAACAGUAUGCAGGGCAGGAUCAUGAACACGCCUUCACCAAAGUGGUGGUGGAGCUUAGGAAAAGAUAUCCCGGCCGCAUCCUGCCUGAUGAAGACUUGCAGUGGAUUUUUGUUAAUGCAGGAGGCUGGAUGGGCUCCAUGUGUCUUCUUCACGCCUCUUUGACAGAAUACUUGCUGCUGUUUGGCACUGCAGUGGACACAAGCGGACAUUCAGGUCGAUACUUAGUUGAGAUUUCUGACACUAUCAUCUCAGGCACUUUCAGGCAGUGGAAGGAAGGAACUACCAAAAGUGAAAUAUACUAUCCUGUCUUUCUUCUCCCUCAACAGGUGACACCAUUGUUCAUAAAGUGGGUGACGCCACAGCUGUGCAGUGGACUGCUGGGACUUGGAUGGUGGAGUAUGGCAAAGGUUUCAUCCCAUCCACCCUGGGCUUUGCUCUGGCAGACACCCUGUUCAGCACCCAGGACUUCCUGACAAUGUUCUACGUUGUACGUGUUUACAUGAAGGCCCUUCUGAUGGAGGCGGGCACGCUGCUUACAGAAGCUGGAGUUUUCUGAGGCUAGAUGACAUCAAAACAUCGUUUUGUUACCAAGUAAAUAAAUUCUGACAUGGUCGAUGCCUCUCUGCCUACAACUCCAUGUGCAAAGAAUUGUUUUAAAAUCCAGAUUGCACUAGUAUGUAAAAUUCAUCUGUCUUAAAAAAGUUGCAUUUAGUUUUAUCACAGAUAUGAUCAUUUCUUUUAAAAUUUAGUGUCUGAUCGAAUUUGAAUUAAUUUUUGAAAUACUUAAAACGUCCAUGAAACACUUAAUGGUGAUUCAAACUCCAUCUCACUGCUCAGAGGCAGGAAGGCUCUGCAUCACUUUCUGUUCAGUAAAUUAUUUAGGCUCAAGCUGAUUUCAGUCCCUAUAAAUGUCUUUAACGUCAGUUUAGAAUCUGUCUGAAAUAACUGAGCAGCAAGUUAGUUUAUCCUCACCCAAGCUCGGGUCCUCUACCAGAGUAGGCAGUGUGUGUGUGUAGCUGUUUAAUGCCUGGGUCUUGUUCUUGCCAUUGAGCUGGUUCUCAGGACUUGUCUUACUCAGUGGAGGUAUUUGGUUGUUGCAGCUUUCCAGAUUGCCUAGGCCUGUGAAAUUCCGAGGUACUUGUAACAAUUUGUUCAUAAAAAAUAGGCAUACAGACUAUCUGGAAAUGAGAUGGUUAAUAAAUUAAUUCUACAUUUAGGUGAAAAGCUAACUUGCAAAACCCAGCAUUCACAAACAUUUUGGUUACUCCUCAGUACCAAAUAUAAGUUUCUUCAUCGACAGAAGACUCAACCGCACUAAUUCUUUUUUUAGUUUGAUUUUUUUUCUUUAAGUAUUCUUCCAAAUUCAGGUUGAGUGUUUGUAUAAUGGUCCAUCUUUGAGAGAAAACCAGCAUUUUUUCUAUUGAUUCUAUUGAUGUGCAGUUCAUGUUUGGAGAAGAGAAUGGGAUGAAACACUUCUAUUCUUCACUAUAAACCUGUGCUGUUUGUUUUCUACAGAAUAGUGUCUAAUUAAAAACUAUGCUAUAGUGGUUGGGAGCUGAUGAUUGACAGGAAUGACUUGAUAACUAAUUUUCUAUCGCUAUGUGAAUUUAUGUUUAUUAUAAGGUGGAAGAGGAGAACAAUUGUAUAUCUGUCCACAUUUCUUGGUUUUUCAAAUGUAAUUUAAGUAUUUUACUUUUUAUCAUUCUGACCAAAAAACUCUGCAGUAUUACUUUUAGUGGUUAAUAUCCCCUUUUUUUAUAGAUAUCUUAAACCCAAAGGCACUGUAACUGUUAAAUGAUGGUCAUGGAGAUCAUACUCCCUUUGGCUGAUAAUUAUUGAAGACUGACAAUGCCAAAAAAUAAAGUUUUUUUUUCUUGGUA
Messenger RNA from Oryzias latipes (Japanese medaka), 2094 nucleotides. The record is from RefSeq and is a predicted model, not a curated record. Lineage: Eukaryota; Metazoa; Chordata; Actinopteri; Beloniformes; Adrianichthyidae.